AUGGAUGAGAAAGGCAUUCCAUGUGUGAUUCUACUGACUAAAGUUGAAAAGGUAGCCCCUGAACUUGAAGACAAUUGGAAAACGGCCUUUCAAAACGCAAAAGUCAAGGAAUGCGCUGGCAAAGCAGCAAACAUUAUCGGUAUCAGUAGAAACAACGUGUACCCAGUAACGAACUAUGAGAUAGAAGUAGAGGUCGACGAAGAUUUGAACGUGCUGUCACUGUUGGCGUUGCGGCAAAUCAUACACCUCUCGAUGGAUCACAUGGAAAACGUGAAGUUGCGAGAAGACGGAAAUGAUGUUUCUGAGAGCGCGGAAGAUGUGGGUGCUUUCCGCAACAAGGGCAUCAACCAGGGCCCUACUGUCACUGUGGUACACAAUGAACACAAGUCAGUGUAUGGGGGAAAUGCUAGCCAGUCGUGGACAGGAGAUAAAGGCAAUGCAUCCGACCAGCAGGCAUUUCUGUAUCAGCUGCAGUUUUCUGGAGCUAUAAAAUAUUGCAAUGGGAACCAUGCAGUACGGAGACCUAUGGAAGCCAUGGCGAAAAAUAAGCCAAUGGAAACUUAUUUAAGGAUAUACCAAGAAUCAAUAUCUGACAGGCUGGGUAUAGUCAGGAUCGCACUGUUUGCUUCGUUUCACCCAUCAACCUAUAUUACAUGGAAGUCAGAGAGGUUUGUUCAGAAACCAACAAUGAACCAUCGUAUUCAUUGUGGAGUGAUCGUCAUUGAUGCUUCGAUGGUUGAUGCUUUCACAGAUGAAAACACGUCUAAACUGAAAGCACUAAAAUCCUUGAUGGACGAAAAAGGGAUCCCUUGUGUUGUCCUGCUGACCAAAAUCGACAAGGUUGCACCGGAACUGGAGGACAACUGGAAGACGACCUUUAAAGAUCCAAAGGUCAAGGAGUGUGUGGACAAAGCCGCGACCGCCAUUGGUAUCAGUAGAAACAACGUGUACCCAGUAAAGAACUAUGAGAUAGAAGUAGAGGUCGACGAAGAGUUGAAUGUGCUGUCACUGUUGGCGUUGCGGCAAAUUAUACACCUCUCGAUGGACCACAUGGAAAACGUGAAGUUGCGUGAAGACGGAAAUGCUGUUUCUGAGAGCGUUGUAGCGGUGGGGUCAGAUACCGCUUAA
Mya arenaria is the source of this 1128-nucleotide messenger RNA. RefSeq lists its product as uncharacterized. The transcript has 7 exons. Lineage: Eukaryota; Metazoa; Mollusca; Bivalvia; Myida; Myidae. The record is from RefSeq and is a predicted model, not a curated record. The coding region runs from base 1 to 1128 and encodes 375 amino acids.